This is a messenger RNA of Raphanus sativus (radish), 3033 nucleotides long. Its product is annotated as DEK domain-containing chromatin-associated protein 3-like. Gene Ontology annotation, biological process: regulation of double-strand break repair; nucleosome assembly. Gene Ontology annotation, cellular component: nucleus; nucleosome. The record is from RefSeq and is a predicted model, not a curated record. Gene Ontology annotation, molecular function: structural constituent of chromatin; histone binding; DNA binding. The transcript is spliced from 12 exons. Lineage: Eukaryota; Viridiplantae; Streptophyta; Magnoliopsida; Brassicales; Brassicaceae. Bases 200 to 2734 code for a protein of 844 amino acids.
UUUAAAAACUGGUUUUGUGUCCGAAUACUUUCACCUCUCUCUCUCUCUCUCUCUCCUCAAAACGCUAUCGAAGAAAAAAGCUAUUUGUUCUGUUUCGAAAGGAAGAGAAAAAGAAAAAAAAAACUCAGUGCUGAGAGUCUUGAGACAGUGAGGCUUUGGUAAGACAACGAGAAGUUUUUGCGGUGGAAGAGACCUAACAAUGGGAGAAGAUGAUUCAAAGGCAGCCGUUGAGCCAACAGCAACAGAGUCUAGUUCUCUGGAAAAGACAUCAGAGGCUGUGGCAGGAAACAAGGAGGAGGAGGAGAAUGCUGGAGGUAAGGGAACACCUGAACUUAAGAAAGAUGAGGAGAUGGCUGAACCAGAGAAACUGGAGAUAGAUGCUGAGACUGAAAAAGCAGAAGAAGAUGUUGCGGUCACCAAAGAUGAGGGACAAGCAGAGGCGACCAGCAUGGAAGAAGAUGCAGAUGGAAAGAAAGAGAAAACUGAUGAUGGUGUAUCUGGAGGUGGUACAGUUGAAGAUGCUGUUAUGGAGGAGAAUGUGGAAUCUAAAGACAGUGACAGUGCCAAAGCUGAUGAAAAGCAAGAGACUGGAGAGGCGGACGUUACUGAAACAGACAACAAGAAAGCUGGGAAAGAAUCAGAGGGGGACGUAAAAGAUGAAGGUGAAAAAGCAAACGGAACAAAACAAGGGAAUACAGGAGACAUCAAGGAGGAAGAGAAGCUGGUAGAUGGAGACAAAGAGACAGAAAAGAUCGAGGAGGUUGAGACCGUGGAUGAAAAGAAAAAGGAGGAUAAUGAGGAGGAUAUGAUUGAGGAAGGAAAAGAAGAGGAAGGUAAGGAAGAAGAUAAAACAGAAGAAGUUGAAGUGGCGAAGGAAACUGUGGAAGAUGAAGAAGAAGCAGAAGGAAGUAAGGAUGAGAAUGGCGAUGACAAAGUGGAGACCGGUGAUGACAAGGAAGAUGAUAAGGAAGAUGAAAAAGCCGAGAGCGGUGAUGACAAGGAAGAUGAUAUGGAAGCUGAAAAAGCUGAGAGCGGUGAUGACAAGGAAGAUGAGAAAGAAGAGAGCAAGGGUUCUAAGAAACGUGGGAAGGGAAAGGCUCGUGAGAAGACAAAAAGUGAGGCAGAGAAAAAGGAUGCAGAACCGAAGACUCCUUACUCUGACCGCCCAGUGCGUGAGCGUAAAUCUGUUGAGAGGCUUGUCGCAGUGAUUGAUAAAGACUCUUCCAAGGAGUUCCAUAUUGAAAAGGGGCAAGGUGUAUAUCUCAAAGAUAUUCCCAGCGUUGCAUACAAGGUAACUAGGAAGAAGUCGGAUGAAAUUCUGAAGGUGCUACACCAAAUUCUAUUUGCGAGGAGAGGGAAGGCUGCUCAGAUCAAGACAAACAUAUUGGGCUUCUCAGGCUUUGUUUGGCAUGGAAAAGAGGAAAAGGCAAGAGAGAAGAUAAAAGAAAAGCUUGAUAAAUGUAACAAAGAGAAACUGUGGGAGUUCUGCGAUGUGUUUGACAUUCAUGUUUCCAAGGCUACAACAAAGAAGGAAGAUAUUAUUACGAAACUGAUUGAAUUUUUGGAGAAACCUCAUGGGAAAAGUGACGUUCCGGCUAAUGAGAAAGAUAAGUCGAGUACUGGAGCAAAGCGCAAGAGAACUCCCAAGCAAAGCUCGUCUGCAGCAGGGAGUUCAUCCUCCAAACGAUCGGCCAAGAGCAAACGAAAGUCUGGAGAAGGAACAAAGGCUGCCAAAAAGAUUUUAGCUGAUUCUGAAGAUGAGUCUGAAGAGGAGAAAGAGGAAGAAGAGAAAGAGGAGAAUGCAGAUGAGGAAAAGGAGAACGAAAAUGGUAUUCCUGACAAAUCCGAGGAUGAGGCACCUCAGCCUUCUGAAAGCGAGGAGAAAGAUGAGCCUGAGGAGGAUUCUGAGGAAGAAACGCCAAAGAAGAAGAAGCGUGGUUCGAAAGUGUCAGCUGGGAAGAAAGAAUCAGCAGGGAGAGCUAGAACCAAGAAAGCGGCGGUUGCUGCAAAAUCCAGCCCACCUGAGAAAGUUACACAGAAGCGAUCAUCAGCAAAACGAAAGAAGACUGACGAUGACAGUGAUGCAAGUCCAAAGGCAUCUUCUAAGAGGAAGAAGUCUGAAAAAGUUACCAAGGCCUCGGCUCCUUCAAAGUCUUCUGCUUCAAAAGAGAAGCCAGAAGUAAAAAGUGCUGGAAAAGGGAAAGAGAAAACCAAAGGGCCAAGCGAUAAAGUGCUGAAAAAAGCAAUCGUUGAGAUUUUGAAAAGGGUGGAUUUUAAUACGGCUACAUUCACGGACAUCCUCAAAGAACUUGCUAAGGAGUUCAAAGAAGAUCUCACCCCAAGAAAGUCCUUUAUAAAGCUGAUGAUCCAAAGUGAGCUCACCAAAUUAGCAGAAGAGGUUGAUGAACAAGAGGAAGAGGAGGAGAGGAAAGAAGAUGAUGCAGAGAAGGAGAAAGCAGGAGGGUCUGCUGGUGCUGAGGAGGAGAAGAAAGAAGAUGAUUCAGAGAAGGAAAAAGCAGGAGUGGCUGCUGGUACUGAGGAGGAGAAGAAGGGAGAUGAUGCAGAGAAGGAGAAAGCAGGAGGGUCUUCUGUUGCUGAGGAGGAGAAGAAAGGAGAUGAUGUCGAGAAGGAGAAAGCAGGAGGGUCUGCUGUUGCUGAGGAGAAGAAGAAAGGAGAUGAUGCAGAGAAGGAGAAAGCAGGAGGCUCUGCUGUUGCUGAGGAGGUGAAAGCCUAAACUCCUUUACUGAUCACAUGGCACAUACCGAGACUCUCUCUCUCUUUCUCUAGCCUACCAUUUAAAUCACAAGAAACUGUUGCCUGAUGCCUAGUAGUCAGUCAUCUCUGGCAAAUGAAUAAGUUAAAAAACUGUGGAUGUAAUAUUUUGUUGUUGUUUUGUUUCGAGUCUGGACCAGCUUUACUUUUGGUAGAGACAAAGAGGAAGUGUAGGUGCUUGCUUGCAUAGCCAAAGGAUAGGGUUGCUUGUAUGUCUACAUUACCAUUUAGCAUAAAAGCCUCCUUGGAUUUGUCGUUUGA